AUGAAGUACGGAUGGAGGGUCCCCCACAACACCCAGUCACUCAUCGUCAGAGGGGUCUGCCAAGCCAUCAUCGAUGAGUACAUGCCCGAGGUGAUGAACUGCCCCACCACUCCUGAGGGAUGGCGUGCCAUGUCUGACAAGUUCCUCCAGAAGUGGAACUUCCCCCAUACAUGUGGAGCACUAGAUGGGAAGCACAUUGCCUGCAAGUGUCCUCAAAAGAGUGGUUCCCAAUACUUCAACUAUAAGGGAUUCUACUCUGUUGUACUCAUGGCCCUUGUAGACGCGGACUACAAGUUCAUCUGGGCAGACCUCGGUGGUACAGGAUCAGCAUCAGACGCACAGAUCUACAAUAACUCUGAAAUCAAGGAAUUUGCUGAAGACGGUACCAUCGGAUUCCCGGCCCCAGAUCCUCUACCCAAUGACUACCAGGAUGUCCCCUACUUCUUCAUCGGCGACGAUGCCUUCGCCCUCCGAGAGACCAUGAUGAAGCCAUACAGCCUCAGGGGUCUGGACAAUGAAGAGAGGAUAUUUAACUACAGGCUUUCCCGCGCCAGGAGGGUGGUUGAAAAUGCAAUAAUGCUGCAAUCUGGAAAGACUGCCGUUGAUAUAGGCACUUUGUCACGUGAUCGAGAUACGCUGGACAUACGCAGUUCAUACGCUAGCCAUACGCAGAGUAUGCUGGCCAUACGCUUGUCAUACGCUGUCAUACGCUAG
Molecule: messenger RNA, 714 nt
Organism: Gigantopelta aegis
Lineage: Eukaryota; Metazoa; Mollusca; Gastropoda; Neomphalida; Peltospiridae
Product: protein ALP1-like
Exons: 1
Coding region: 1-714 (237 amino acids)
Source: RefSeq, a predicted model, not a curated record